AUGGCCUCUAACGCCAAAAAAUGCAUCAUCAGCCCGGGGGUGAGCCUAGGCGACCCUUCCAUGAAGCGCAAGCAGUCGCCUACCACUGCCCUCCAAGGCAGAGAGAAAGUUAUGAGAAAAGGACAAGAAUCGAGGGGACCGUCCCUAGAUAUUCAGACCUGGAAGGACGACGUUGUGUUGCCGCGUUUCCCGGACUCGGAACAAGCGUCGCUACGCUGGAAAUAUCGUAUGAACUGUGCAAUCGAUAUCCCAACAAUUGAGAAUGAAUGGUGGGGGGGCCUCAAAGACGAGAUAAGUGGGUUAGUGAUGGAAACAUUACCUAUGGUCAUCUCGUGGGAGUAUGUCAAUGACCAAGGUAAAAAGUCACUGUCCACUUGGUUUCCUCGCGCAAAGGACUACAUCGACCUUUGCAAGAAGCGCAAGCGUGAGGAUGGAUCAUCUUGCAUCUAUUCAGCUUGGAUUUGGCAUAUACUUAUGGACUGCAUUUUCUCGCCAUCUACUAAGAAAUGGCGUGAUGAGGAGUGGAAUAGUUUCGGUCGAUUUCACUCCAAAUUCAAAGAGCACGUUGAUUCAGUAGAUAACGAAUUCACCUUGUCCUUCUACUCGUGGAGGAGCGAAUCGGUGCGCAUGCUGUACAUGUUCAACGGGACCCAUAUUGACCCUGAAUUGGUCAAGCAAACUCUACGAGACCAUCUGGGACCCUCAUUCGUUGUCAGAGGCGCAGAUGAUAGCAUCAUUGAAGAGGCACUGUCGAAUAUUGUCGAUCAGGCUAUUCUUAUGGAUCGCCAAAUGCUGGCAUCCAAGUGGGAUUUCAGGGUUGAGAUGUGUGAUCCCUCAUCGGGCCGGAAUAGCGACUUCCUUUUCACUACUGACGAAGCCCUUAUGCGGUUUGAUGGCCACUUUCAGGAGACGCCAGCUCCUAGAGAUGGCGCGCGUGUUGACUUUGUGUCUGCUCCUAGCUUUCGAGUACUGGGAAAACCUGUUGUGGGCGAAGCUACUGAUCCUUACACGGAGUUUAUGAUCAAGAGGUUGGUCAAAUAUUACCACGUGCCCAGUCUCCAUAUCCCAAUACUGGUAGUCACGGACCAGCUAUCUGAAAAUGCACGCGAGAGAUUGGAAGCAAUUGAGGCAGAAAAGAAGCGGGCAAGAAAGGGCAAAGGCGGAUGUGAGGAUACUGUUGCUGAGAAUGUCUGA
This is a messenger RNA of Clonostachys byssicola, 1194 nucleotides long. NCBI's taxonomy places the organism in Eukaryota, Fungi, Ascomycota, Sordariomycetes, Hypocreales, Bionectriaceae. The record is from the annotation of a GenBank genome assembly.